GCCAGGGGGAGGUGCAGGGGGCGGGGCUUGAUACACUAUCUCCGGCCUCUGUUCAUAGUGAAUGGGAGGAGGAGAGUGGAGCCCGACUGUAUGUGUUAUUACAUACUUCCUGUGGUAUAUUUAUGAUCGCUGUAUUCAAUUUCCGGUAGACGAUCGGGACUUAUUCCCCUCCCUCUCCUCUGUGUAUUUGUAUGUCUCCCACAUCCCCCUUCCAGCCUAAGAGCCAAUAUAAGAUCAUCGACUAGGCGGAGUUGCGGUGAAAGGGGAUACUGUCUAGGUUAUUAUACCCCUCCCCGCAGACACCAGGCUAGAGGGAUAAGGUUGGAUGGGGGAGAGUAGUCUCCCCCAAAAAAGAGAGAGAGGAGAGAGGACAUUUAAAGCAUCUGAAGAAGGAAAAGGCUGAUGAUCACCUUCCCACCUUUUUUCAAUGGGAGAGUAAUUUAAUAACACAAUAAGUUGUGAUAUCAUAUAUCUGAUAUAUAACACUACCCUGCAUAUAUCACAGGGCUUCCCACUGGCAUUCCUAUGGAGAUCUACCUGCAGGCAAGGAGCUCUUGAUCACAAAAAAUGGAAGACUGCCUUCAUACCUCCUCAGAAAACCUCUCUAAGUUAGUGAGCUGGGCCCAUAGUCAUGGGACAAUCUGUAACCUUAUUCCAAACUUGAAGCACCUGCUCUCAGAGGGAUCACAUGGCACUUUGACAGCUAUGUGGGGAUGCAGUGCUGGACAUGCAUACCACUGGCCAUUAACAACAACCUGUAGGGCUGGACCCCAGGAGAGAGUUUGUUUCCAGGACAGUAGAAGUUUCAACUCUGACAGCCCAAGUAUACUUGGUGUUCCAUCAGAAACUCAAACUAGUCCAUUGGACAGGUUCCCUGGACGGUCUGCUAAAUCAAAACUUGACUGCAACAUAACAAGGGACUCUUGUGAUUUUUCCUAUUGUAGUGAACCAUCAGAGCUGGACGAUGCAGUAGAAGAAUAUGAAGAUGAAAGUAACUUGUUUGACAUGGUGUGUGAAUCUUCAGGAACUGAUGAGGACAGUGAUUUUGAACGCCAAGCCAGGCAGUCUCCUAACAUUACCCGCAAGAGGCCUGGUAGUGAUCUUACCUCUUCCCUUUCUGGAUCUCAACCACAUAUUGUAGAUGAAGACAGUAAUGAUGUAAUUGUAAAAAAGAUUAAACAGGAGAAUCCCGAAGAUUAUUACAUUGUUGCUAAUGCAGAACUCACAGGUGGGGUUAAUGGUCCUACAAUAUCUCUUACACAGAUGUCUAAGCCGAAGAAUCAGACACAUUCAACACCCCCUUUUGUAGGACCAUCCAAACCUCCAAACAUUGUACCACCAUCACUAAGCAAUGAGCUGGAUAUGCAACCUGUAGCAUCUUCUCCAUUGGUUUUACCAAGGCAGCCACCCCAAAAGUCUCUGAGACCCACCUUGGCUCUCCAGAGUAAACCACCUUCUAAUAAUUCACUCAUUAACCAACAAAUAGGACAUCAAAUGCCAGUCAGCACGUCCACUGGAAAUCCAAACCAACCAAUUAAUAUACCUUUAUCAGCACUUCAGUUGCCUGGUCAGGAGAAAAUAGAGCUUUCAGAAGAACUUCUUCCACCUGUACUGAAGCCUGUGUUGCCCUGUGAUGUAGCACUCUCUCCAUCAAUAAGUGCCGAACCUGAAGUUAGUUCCAGUCAGCAGCAGCCAAAUUCCAUCCCCAACAUUAGCUGUGAGCAAUCAGCACAGUCCAUCCCAGCAUAUUCAACUAAACUGAACAGGUUUCCAAUUUUUCAUUUCCAUGACGAUUUGAAAGAUCUGUGCAUCAGUGCUGUGAGCUCCAACACUACCAAGGCAACGUUGUACGCACUAAAUGUUUGGCGCUACUGGUGCAUGACCAGAGGGUUGAAAGAUUGUAUGGACUUCACCAAGGUUCCAGCUGUUAAACUGAAUGAACUUUUGGAAGACUUUUAUGUCACUGUGAAGAAAACCGAUGGAUCAGAUUUUCUUGCCACCUCCCUUCAUGCUAUCCGGCGGGGGUUGGACCGCAUCCUGAAAAAUGCUGGAGCUGGUUUCUCUAUAACCAGCAGUGUCUUCAAUUCCUCUUCCCAAAAGCUGAAGGAAAAGCUAAGAUUACUCAACAAAGCUGGCAUGUCAGGUUCUCGAUCACGCAAUAUUGUCUAUUUCUCACUGGCAGAUGAAGAAGAAAUGUGGAGAAUUGGUUGUCUGGGGGACGAUGGUCCGGUACCAUUGUUGUCUUCUGUGGUAAAAUAUAAUAGCCAAUUUCUCAAUAUGAGGACUUUACAGGAGCAUGCAGAUCUGAUGUUUGGUGACAUUGAACUUCUGAAGGAUGCAAAUAACAGACCAUUCUUCGCUAGAACAGACAGUGUGAAGAGGGACAAGCAGGCUAACCCUAACAAAAUGUGUUAUGGACAGGUAUACCACGAGCAUUCAAAGGGGCACAGAAGAUGUCCAUAUUGUCUCUUAUAUAAGUACAUGUAUACUUACCGUCCACCUACACAGAUGGAAGUAAAUGCACCCUUUUACCUCACUGCUCGAAAAGAGGUUGGUUCAACAGAUAAUAUCUGGUAUGAAGAACAGAGAAUGGGACUCAGAUCUUUGCGUGGUGUUGUCCCAAAAUUGGCAAAACGUGUGAAGCUUGAUCAAUGUGAUAAUUACACAUUUGUUUCUUUUACUCAGACAUUCAGAAAGUUUGGCCCUCUUAACAACUAUUAACAUGUCUAACGCCCAAGUAAAUGGUAAGAAAUAAUUACUUGCACAAAUUUAACCAGCAGGAUGCCUAAAGGGAGAUCAAAUCUAUCAGUGCUAGAAAUUCAGAUGUGGUUUUUUUUUUGUGUGUGUGUGUGUUUUGGGCUUAGUGUAUCUUAGUCUCAGGAUUGACUACACUGGUUCCACCGGGCUGUUUUUUGUAAAACCCUAACUUGAUCAGAACUGGUUAAUUGGUGAUUAUUAAGAGCUGAGAAGGAUUGAUUUAGCAUAUAUUUUCCAAGAAUGCACAGUAAACAGUGCCUUUUAGUAUGUGAAGUUUAACAAAUAUAAUGCUAAAUACACUUAAAUGGUAAUGCAAUGUAAUAUCCACAAGCAGUCAUAAACAUAAGCACACAAAAGGUCAGUUAACCAGCAAACAUCCAUAAACCAGCAGGUUCUACACCUAAGAUGAACAGAAUUUAUUUACAUGGCACAUUCUGUGUCCCCAAGAAGUAAACUUCCGUCAAAGAAAAUGUAAUGUUAUAUAUAGGCUUAACGGGGCAAGUAACUGGAUAGAGCAUAUGUGCAGAGCAAGGGCAGAAUUAGGCACUGCUAUAAGUUAGUCAGAAUUUUGAGGUACUAUUUAUAAAUGGUAGUCUAGAACGGAUCAACCUUCAUCAUUCCAGAUGUUGUGGACCACAUCUCCCCUUUGCUAGCAUUAUGACUGUAAAAUGUGGUCCAUGCACCAGCAUGGAAUGCUGAUGGUUGCCUACUCCAGGUCUAGACUUUUGGUUCCCAACUCAGGCCUCAAGGAAAUCCAACUGUCCAAGUUUUGUCAGACCUGAAGAAUUGCUAAAUCUUGCAUUGUUGGUGUGUCUCAAGGACUGGGUUGGAAACCACUGGUGCAGGCAACUAUUUAUUUUGUCAUAAGGAGAUUUGCCAUUGCACCUCCCUGGGCAUUAGGGAAAACAUAAUUCUAAAUUGCAUUUAAUAUAAACUAUCUAAAUGGAAAUCCAUCUUUUUCAAGUGGUUUAAUUUAGCAAUAUUUAAUUUCAGAUAGUUGUAUUUACAGUGACAUGCUGGUAUUUUAACGUUUGCUUUUACUUAGUGCUGGGGUGAUAUCGGCAAAAACAUUUUGUUAAAAAAAGACUAGCAGCCGGCUAAAACAGCUAUUUACCUCCUAAUUUCAGCUGUCUGGACCUGUUACCCCAGCCAAACAGAAACUCUCAAAUGUGAACUGUUCAUUUAGCCUUAUGACUGCUGUUGACAUGAAAAAAAGCAUUUCAGUGCACCUGUGUAAGUGCGUAAAAUGUAUAUGGUCGUUCAAACUCAUAAAAAAAUGAUUUUUAGAAACCUUGUCAUUUAGUCCUCAUGCACUGGUCAGCCCCUGUCACAAAGAUUAUCAUAACUGCCAAAGUGCUUAAAGCAACGCUGUAGUGUCAAAAAUACAAACAUGUAUUCCUGACGCUAUAGUUCUGUUACAAAUAUUUAGGCGCGUUACUCACCUUUUUUCAGCUACGCACGGGUCUCCGCGCUAGCU
Messenger RNA from Pelobates fuscus (common spadefoot toad), 4234 nucleotides. Its product is annotated as KIAA1958 ortholog. The record is from RefSeq and is a predicted model, not a curated record. NCBI's taxonomy places the organism in Eukaryota, Metazoa, Chordata, Amphibia, Anura, Pelobatidae. Bases 568 to 2721 code for a protein of 717 amino acids. The transcript is spliced from 4 exons.